Molecule: messenger RNA, 2217 nt
Organism: Metarhizium robertsii ARSEF 23
Lineage: Eukaryota; Fungi; Ascomycota; Sordariomycetes; Hypocreales; Clavicipitaceae
Product: VHS domain-containing protein
Exons: 5
Coding region: 1-2217 (738 amino acids)
Biological process (GO): protein transport to vacuole involved in ubiquitin-dependent protein catabolic process via the multivesicular body sorting pathway; protein targeting to vacuole
Cellular component (GO): ESCRT-0 complex
Molecular function (GO): metal ion binding; phosphatidylinositol-3-phosphate binding; ubiquitin binding
Source: RefSeq, a predicted model, not a curated record
AUGAUGAGCUGGUGGUCAUCCUCGGCCAACACGGCCCUGGAUGAGCAGAUUGAGAAGGCGACGAGCAGCAGCUUGGAGGACAUCGCCUUGAACCUCGAGAUAUCCGACAUCAUCAGAUCCAAAACCGUAGCGCCCAAAGAGGCCAUGCGAUCCCUCAAGAAGCGAAUCGGAAAUAAGAACCCAAACACCCAACUCAGUGCCUUGAAUCUCACAGACACCUGUGUCAAGAAUGGCGGAUCGCAUUUCCUGGUGGAGGUUGCCUCGCGCGAGUUUAUGGACAAUUUGGUAUCACUACUGCAAGCCGUGGGAGCCGUUGCAGUCAACGCCGACGUAAAGACCAAGAUUCUUGAGCUUGUGCAGCAAUGGGCAGCAGCCACUGAGGGCCGACACGAUUUAUCCUAUAUCAACGAGGUUUACAGAACAUUACAGCGAGAGGGAUAUCAAUUUCCUCCUCGAGUAACGGUGGCGAGUAGCAUGAUUGACAGUAGUGCGCCUCCCGAAUGGGCCGAUUCAGACGUUUGCAUGCGCUGUCGAACUGCCUUUACGUUCACGAAUCGAAAGCAUCACUGCAGAAACUGUGGCAACUGCUUCGAUCAGCAAUGCUCCAGCAAGACGAUCCCACUACCACAUUUGGGCAUUCACGCACCGGUCCGAGUUGACGAUGGUUGUUAUGCGAAGCUGACGGGCAAGGGAUACAGGGAACUCGGUCCGCCGGAUCGGUCACCCACAUACCCGCACAAAACUCGAAGCACAUCGGCCAUGCAGCCUCGGAAUGCGCGUGUGGAUGAUGGUUUCGACGAAGAUUUGAAGAAGGCACUCGCGAUGAGUUUGGAAGAUGUCAAGAACAACUCUAGAGGCUAUGUGGAACCGGCAGAAAACAGGGCUAGAGCCACAAAGGACUCGUCAAAGCUAGAGGAAGAGGAGGAUACUGACUUGAAAGCCGCGAUUGCUGCGUCUCUAGCCGACAUGGAGGAACAGAAGAAGAGACAUGCCGCUGCACUAAAGGAACAAACAUCAAACCGUCCUACCAGCUCAUCAUCAACGCCGUUUGUUCUCCCCAAGAACGACUACGAAUUGACUCCUGUUGAAGCCGAGAACAUCAACCUCUUUGCCACACUGGUGGACCGUCUCCAAACCCAACCACCAGGGACAAUAUUACGCGAGCCGCAGAUUCAGGAACUUUAUGACAGUAUUGGCACCUUGCGCCCGAAGCUAGCAAGAACGUAUGGUGAAACUAUGAGCAAGCACGAUACGCUACUUGAUCUCCAUGCCAAGCUGUCCACCGUGGUUCGCUAUUACGAUCGUAUGCUGGAAGAACGCCUUUCAAAGGCCUAUAGCCAGCAGAAUCUAGGUGGCUACAGCCUACCGCCUCCUCGCCAGCCCACAAGUGCAUACCCUUCUGUGCCGUCACAAGCUCACGCCAAUCCUGGUGUCGCUGAAAGCUUCUACACGGGGCAAGUGCCUCCUCCAAGUUUUCAAGUCCCUCCCGCUCAAUCGUAUCAACAACAGCAGGUUCCACCACAAGCAACUCCUCAGCCUCAAUUCGCUUCCUAUAGCCAGCCUACGGAGCCUCAUUCAGGCCAGUAUGCGCCGCCUCAGAGAACGAGCAGUUGGCAGACACGGGCUCCAUCUGUCCCUCAAGACCCGUAUCAUCCGCAGCAGGCUCCUGUAGUAGAACCAGCGCAAGGAAUACAAACGCCCCAGCAGGCUCCCGCCUCACCGUCGACAGAGCGCCGAGGCUCGUACUAUUUCGGCACUCAGCAACAGCACUCGGUGCAAGUGCCCUCUGGCCCGUCUGCACCUGGGCCAGCUCCGGACUCAACUCCGUCGCCAUAUCCUAGCCUCCAGCAUUCCAUGCAGUAUCAGCAGCCAGCUUCCACUACUGCACCCAGCCAAGCAACACCGAUACAAUCCCAUGCUCAGCCAGCCCAGGCAGGUCGUCGGCCUUCCCAAACCCAAACCCAGUCUCAACCGCAAAGCCAGCAAGUUUUGGUCCCUCAGCAGCAGCAGCAGCCCACGGCGCAGCAGCAGCCAGCUCAGCAGCAGUUCUGGCACCAGCCUGGUGCUCACCAGUCCACCGAACAAACUCCUCAGCAACAGCCAGAGGCUCCUCAGUCAUGGGCUUAUACCGGAUACGCGCAGCCUACAUUCCCGUCGGUACCACAACAUGAACCCAUGAAGAAGCCUGUACAAGAGGAAGCGCUAAUUGAGCUGUAA